Molecule: messenger RNA, 909 nt
Organism: Brugia pahangi
Lineage: Eukaryota; Metazoa; Nematoda; Chromadorea; Rhabditida; Onchocercidae
Source: the annotation of a GenBank genome assembly
AUGAUUUUGAACAGCUUAAACGAAACUUUAAUCGUAAUCAAUCAAACAGUUUGUGAUAAGAUCAAUAGAACAGUGGACAGUCCGAAUGUAACGAUCGGUGUCACAUAUGUCACACUCAGUCUUCUAUUCCAGAUUGCUUAUUUGCCAUGUUUUGUGACAUUUUUACAUCGUGACCAUCGAUGUCAUUCAUGUUUCAAAUUAAUGAUUGUAAUUGGUAUUGUUGAUAUAAUCACUACAAAUAAUGAUUUAACAAUUGUUGGAUUUUAUUCUAUCAUAGGAAUUUCAUAUUGCACAGCACCAAUUUUUUCCGCAUUUUCUAAUUUUAUUUCCUUAACAUGUUGGUUUGCUCAUUGUUCAUUAUGCAUUCUUCUUAAUUUUAAUCGAUGCUGUAAUUUAUAUUUCGGAAGAACAGUGGAAUGUUUCACAAAAUCAAGAUUAUGGCUUUGGAUUUUUAUGGCAUUCUUAUAUGCUUUUAUUAUGUAUGCAAUUUGUCCAUCUGGAUUUUAUCAUAGUUAUCUUGGCAUUUGGCUUAAUAAAUCAAAUUCAAAUGAAACAUUGACGCUCAGUUUGCCUCAUAUGUUCAAUAACGCUUGCGUUGUUGUUAUCAUUUUUGGACAGUAUGUAUUCAUGGCAAUAAUUUUGCAUCAACGAUUACAUUCAGUUUCUAACAGAUCAAUUAGAACAGAAUCCAAACUAUCUGUACUGAUACAAUCAGUUAUUAUCUGUUUCUUCUUGCUGAUUUGCAGUGCAAUGUACAUAAUUAUCGAAUUCAUCAGUUUACCACCAACUCUUUUGCCAUUCAUUCAUAUUUCAUGGAUGUUCUCACAAGGUGGCAAAGCAUUUCUUUACAUUGCUAUGAACAGAAAAGUACGACGAAAUAUCGCCGAUAUAUGUUGCAAACAGAAAUGA